Molecule: messenger RNA, 705 nt
Organism: Symbiodinium necroappetens
Lineage: Eukaryota; Dinophyceae; Suessiales; Symbiodiniaceae
Source: the annotation of a GenBank genome assembly
AUGACAGAGACGCAGAGUCUCAUGGCAGCUCAAAACAAUCGUAAACCGCCACCAGACUUCCUGAAAGACUUGGAUUGGAACGCGUUCGAAGCAGCUGCCAUACCGUUGGCCCAGCUCUACAACCCACCGCAGCUGGUCAGCAGCUGCACGGGGUUUGCUGCUCGCCUCUCCAUGUGCUGGAACAGCCUCUUUACCCAUCGAGCCCCUAUCUGUGCGAAGCCAGUGAUUCCGUGCUGUUGCGCAAAGGCCGUGCAGUCCCGGAUUUCGGAUUUGGCUGCAGUGAAGCUCUCCGAUCCAGACGACUGGUUUGUGAAGAUGCUCAGCGUUGAGCACCCCAACACUCCGGAGUUCUUGAAGGGGCUCUUUUGGAUGGAGGACAACUAUGCCCCAGAAGUGCUGUUGACAUUUCAAGAUAUGGACUGGGUCUCGGGAAAGCAAGGAUACUUCAUGCCGAAGUAUAGUUGGACGAAUGAUCCGUCUUGCAUUGGAACAGCCUGCUUGUGCAUCAAUUUCAGCGGUUCUCCAGCUUCUGCAUGGCCGUUCACUCACCAAACGACAGGUGGAUCAACAUCGACCCGCAAUGGAUCUACAGGCCUACAGAGGGCGAGAAGAUCACUCGACCAGAUGGUUCUAUUGUGGAGAUGGCAGCAGAGGACAUGGUUCGAAUCAGUUUUAACAAUCCGAGUGAUCCGACAUCAGGAGUGA